Molecule: messenger RNA, 2485 nt
Organism: Micropterus salmoides (largemouth bass)
Lineage: Eukaryota; Metazoa; Chordata; Actinopteri; Centrarchiformes; Centrarchidae
Product: chondroadherin-like protein
Exons: 10
Coding region: 1-2319 (772 amino acids)
Biological process (GO): immune response; toll-like receptor signaling pathway
Cellular component (GO): extracellular matrix; membrane
Molecular function (GO): transmembrane signaling receptor activity; protein binding
Source: RefSeq, a predicted model, not a curated record
AUGCGUUUCUACUGUGCGACGGUCUUCCUGCUGAUUUUAGCACUGAGUUUACCCGUUGAAGCUGGCAAAUGUCCCCGAGUGUGCAGCUGUGACAGCUCCAAGCUCACGGUCGCCUGCGUUGGCAAGAAGUUAACGGAGGUUCCCCCGACUGUAGAUGAGAUUACAGUGAAACUGGACCUGAGGAAUAACAACCUGCAGGUGCUGUCCACGGGGGUGUUCAUCCUCACGCCUUACCUCACUCACCUCAACCUGCAGCGCUGCAACAUUAUGAAGGUGAAGGAGGGUGCUUUCCGGAGCCUGGGCCGCGUGGUCUCCCUGAACCUGGCCUACAACAAGAUUGACAUCCUUUACCAGGAGUCCUUUGACGGCCUCUCGUCCUUGAAGGAGCUGUAUCUGGACCAUAACCGUAUAGAGGAGAUCCAGCCUGGAGCCUUCACACAGCUUGGUUUCCUCAACAUGCUGGCUCUCACCCACAAUCAGCUGGUUUAUAUCCCCAACAUGGCCUUCCAGGGCCUAAACAACAUCAAGUGGCUUCGUCUUAGCCAUAACUCCCUGAACAACUUGGCCCCUGAGGCGUUUACUGGACUGUUCACCCUCACCCGCGUAAGCCUGGACCACAAUGAGUUGCAGUUCUUCCCCACUCAGACCAUGAGCAGACUUCGAGAGGUCACGCGCCUGGACAUGAGCCACAACCCGAUGACCUACCUUGGGGAAGAAUCUGUCUCCAUGGCGAAGCUUACACACCUCUACCUUGACCACAUGUCUCUUCAGGACCUGUCAGAUCAGGCUUUGGUCGGCGCCCCCCUCCUCCUCCACUUGGACCUCAGCCACAAUCAGCUUUGUUACCUGGAGCCCCUUUCAGGCCCCAAGGAACUGGGCAGUCUCAACCUGACAGGCAAUCCCGUCUACUGUAACUGCUACAUGCGGCCCCUGAGAGAGUGGGCAAAUGUCGGAGGUGUGAAGCUGCUGGGAGCCUGUGCUGGACCUCCUCAUCUCUCAGAGGAGCCGCUACAGGCUGUGGCUCCUCUAAAUCUGCGCUGCCGCAGCAGGGGGAAGGGGCCGAAGGAUGAGUUUGAGAAGGAUGAUGAGAGCACAGGAAGCACCCCACCCACAGUCAAGCCCAAGCAGAAAGUCAAGUGUCCAGUUAACUGUGACUGUGAUAUUGAAGCUCAGCAUGCCACCUGUGAGAGUCGGGGUCACACAAAAGUCCCACGAGGCUUCUCCACCAUGACGCAGCUGCUUGACCUCCGCAGUAACCACUUCCACUACCUUCCGGCCAACAGCUUCCCAGGCACAAGCCAGCUUGUUUCUCUUCACCUGGAGUUCUGCAAAAUCCACGAAAUCGAAGGAGGUGCCUUUCGAGGAAUGAAAAACCUGUUAUAUUUGUAUCUUUCUGACAAUGACCUCACAUCCUUGGACCCCGGUGCCUUUUCUGGAGCCCCUGAGCUCACCUACCUUCACCUGGAGGGCAACCGGCUGGGACAGUUCCCAGAAUCAGCUCUGGCACUCUUACCGGGUCUGUUUGUGUUACACCUGGAGCGAAAUGCCAUCUCCAAACUGGAGCCUACUGGGUUGCUGUCCUCAGUAACCCCUAAACUUAGGGAACUUUACUUGACCAAUAACACCAUAACUUCUAUUGCCAAGGGUGUUCUUGACUCAGCUUUCCUGGGUACACUUCACCUGGAUUCAAAUCAGCUGACAGAGAUGCCUACCAGCGCUUUGUCCGAGACCCCUAACCUGGAGGAGCUCAGUCUGUCUCAGAAUUCAAUUCGCUGGGUGGGACCCAAUGCAUUCCAGCCCAUAUCCCAAAGUCUGAAGAGACUUUACAUGGAUCAGAUGGGCAUAGAGAAGAUGUCCAGGGACGCUCUGGCAGGGCUGGGCCCAAGGCUGAGGACUCUGACUGUGAGAGGAAACCAGCUGGAGGAGCUUCCUGACCUGAGCCCACUCACCAGCCUGGAGGUGGUCGAUCUGCAGGACAACCCCCUGCUCUGUGACUGCCCUCUGCUGCCGCUACGCAAGUGGAUGGAGAAUGUAAGUGUGGAGGUAAUCGCCACCUGUGGUCACCCUCCUGAGAUCAAAGGUCAGAAGGUCAGGGACGUCCAUGUCUUUACCUCCUGCCCAGAAAGUGGCUCUCCUCCAGAUGAGAAGGCUGUUGUGGCUACCAGACCUCCAACAGUGAAGAAACCCAAGCCCAGCUUCUUGAAGGCCCCUGUGGACAAAGCUAGGCCUGCAAAGCCCAAAACUAAACUACCCAAACCAACCAAGAAUGGGACAAAAGCCCAUAAAGUGACAAAGAAAAAGAAGGCACUGUCUAACUGAAUAGAACAACAGUCAGUCCAGACAUCAUAUUAAUGGGUGUGCUGUUGCAGUCUGACAGCUGAGUGUGAAGUGGUAAUAAAGUGCUUAAGACUCUCUGUGUGGAAUUUACAUGCACUCUUUGCUAUCUGAGCAUAACAGCAAAAUAAAAAGAGGAAAGAACAUAAAA